Gongylonema pulchrum is the source of this 318-nucleotide messenger RNA. Lineage: Eukaryota; Metazoa; Nematoda; Chromadorea; Rhabditida; Gongylonematidae. The record is from the annotation of a GenBank genome assembly.
UUGAAGCUUAAGAAAACUGAUAUACGAGUGCGAGAUGCUAGCGAUAACGGGACGAUUUUAAUAUUGGGCUUGAACAGCUAUCAGCAUGAGCAGGACGAUAUUCACGUGAUUGAGCUGAUACUCAGUUACAAGCUUCGCCCCGGGAACGAUUAUUACAUCGACUUAAAAUACCACGGCGUGAUCAGCGAUGUUUGGAGCGGCGGUUUAUUCAAAACUGGAUAUGAAAGCAACGACAGCCAAACAAGGUCAGGUGACGGUCACUGUUUUGUGGCAGUCAGCAGCUACAUAAGCAUUCCAUUUCCGCGUCAUCUCUUUUAA